This is a messenger RNA of Prorocentrum cordatum, 318 nucleotides long. Lineage: Eukaryota; Dinophyceae; Prorocentrales; Prorocentraceae. The record is from the annotation of a GenBank genome assembly.
AUGGUGGAGCUGCUGCUGCGGGAGGGCGCCGACCCUCGGCUCCUCAACUCGCGGGGCCAGACGGCGGAGCAGGUGGCGCAGGCCAAGGGCGCGAGCGGGCCCUACGCGGCGGUCCUGGAGGCCCUCCGCCCCGCGGCGGCACCGCGCUCGCCCCGGGCGGACGGCGGCGUCUCGCCGCGCCGCGCCCCCGGGGGCGCCGCGUCGCACCGCGAGGAGGACGCCACCCCGCGGGCGUCGAGCGCCCGGGCGCCGCACAAGAGCCCGGCGCUCGACGAGGCGCCGCGGGCCAGGGGCGCGGCCACGGCGGGCGGCGCGUAG